Chaetura pelagica (chimney swift) is the source of this 1968-nucleotide messenger RNA. RefSeq names its product PR domain containing 6 (gene PRDM6). The coding region runs from base 1 to 1968 and encodes 655 amino acids. The record is from RefSeq and is a predicted model, not a curated record. Lineage: Eukaryota; Metazoa; Chordata; Aves; Apodiformes; Apodidae. Gene Ontology annotation, cellular component: nucleus. The transcript has 10 exons. Gene Ontology annotation, molecular function: histone methyltransferase activity; protein binding.
AUGCUGACGCGCUGCGCCAACCUGGUGUAUCCCACGUCCCGAUGGCCCACAAGUCCAUCUCCCGGGCAGUGCCAUCAGCAGUUACCACGAAUGCCUCUGGAGCAAAGGCCGUCCCGCCUCCCCGGGAGCCCCGCAGCACCGCGCCUCGCUGGCACUCGCUUCCCGGGCACUCAGUGCCAGCGGGAUGAGCGGUUUUACCCAAGCCUGCCUCGCUUUGGUCGGUUUCUGAUUUCGGGGAAAGGGAAGGGGGAGGGAAACGCCUGGCUUCAGUUCAGGAAACGCUCGGGAGGUGGCGAGUGCCGCCAGGCCGCCCCGUUCCCCCUCCGGUGCCCGGGGAGACCCGGAGCGGGGAGCCAGGAGCGCCCGGCAGUGCGGGACCUGGGCGGGGAGGCGGCCCAGCCCCGUCCGGCCUCUCGCUGGGGGUACCACGUUUUAACCACGUGUGUAGAAACAGGUCCUUGCAUUGUGUACCGUCUUCCUCCAUCCCUUCUCCUCCCUCUCUGCUUCUCUUCGAGGGAAACUGAAUCCAAACAGUGCGAUGUCGAGAGCGCGAAUAAUCAGAGAGAGUCGAAUAAAAUUGUGCCCAAGAAGGAGGUGGCCAAGGACGAGACACCGUAUUGUCAAAAUACGGACACCCAAGCGCUCCCGUUCGCAGACGCAGGUCCCCUGCAGCGCGCUGUGCGCACGCUGGUGACUCUGGACUACUACCUGUACGGGCAGCAGCGCAUGGAGAUCAUCCCCUUGAAUCAGCACACCAGUGACCCCAACAACCGAUGUGACAUGUGUGCUGACAACCGCAAUGGUGAGUCCCCCAUGCCCGGGCCCCUCCAUUCCCUGCGCCGGCUGGUGGGCACCAGCAGUGCUGCUGCAGCAGCCCCUCCGCCUGAGAUUCCAGAGUGGCUCCGGGACCUGCCCCGGGAAGUGUGCCUGUGCACCAGCACAGUGCCUGGCCUGGCCUACGGCAUUUGUGCAGCGCAGAGGAUCCAACAAGGCACCUGGAUUGGGCCCUUCCAGGGAGUCCUGCUCUUGCCGGAGAAGGUUCAAGCAGGUGCCAUCAGGAAUACUCAGCACCUCUGGGAAAUAUAUGACCAAGAUGGGACACUACAGCACUUUAUUGAUGGUGGAGAACCCAGUAAGUCAAGCUGGAUGAGGUAUAUCCGAUGUGCAAGGCACUGUGGGGAACAGAACUUAACAGUGGUUCAGUACAGGUCAAAUAUAUUCUACCGCGCUUGUAUAGAUAUCCCCAGGGGGACAGAACUGUUGGUGUGGUACAAUGACAGCUACACAUCUUUCUUUGGAAUACCUCUCCAGUGCAUUGCACAAGAUGAAAAUUUGAAUGUCCCUUCGACUGUAAUGGAGGCUAUGUCCAGACAAGACACCCUACAGCCAUUUAAUAAAAGUAGCAAACUAUCCCCUGGCACUCCACAGCGAUCCAUAGUAUUUCCACAGACUCCGUGUAGCAGAAAUUUUUCUCUUCUGGAUAAGUCUGGGUCCAUCGAGUCAGGAUUUAACCAGAUCAGUGUCAAAAACCAACGAGUUCUUGCAAGCCCAACUUCAACAAGCCAACUAAAUUCUGAGUUCAGUGACUGGCAUCUUUGGAAAUGUGGGCAAUGCUUUAAGACUUUCACCCAGCGGAUCCUCUUACAGAUGCAUGUGUGUACGCAGAACCCUGACAGGCCCUACCAGUGUGGUCACUGCUCCCAGUCUUUCUCACAGCCUUCAGAGCUGAGGAAUCACGUAGUUACGCACUCCAGCGACAGGCCUUUCAAGUGUGGCUACUGCGGUCGUGCCUUUGCCGGUGCCACCACACUCAACAAUCACAUCCGGACGCACACUGGGGAAAAGCCUUUCAAGUGUGAGAGGUGUGAGAGGAGCUUCACACAAGCCACCCAGCUGAGUCGACACCAGCGGAUGCCCAAUGAGUGCAAGCCAAUAACAGAAAGCACAGAAUCAAUUGAAGUGGAUUAA